AUGAAAGUGUCCAGCAUCGACUGCCGCCACUUGCGGAGAAUCAUCAGGAAGGAGCGCGGGAGCUGCCUUAUUGUGGACUGUCGACCUUAUUUGUCAUUUAGCAACUCCAGCAUCAAAGGCUCCGUCAAUGUCAAUCUCAACUCCGUAGUGGUCCGGAGGUCUCGGGGAGGGCCGGUGCCUCUGCAGUUCGUCAUCCCGGACCAGAGAGCCCUUCUACGGCUUCGGGAAGGGAGCAUAUCGGCGGUGGUGGCGCUGGACGACCGGACGUCCCACUGGCAGAAGCUGAAGAAGGACAGCGUAGCACAAAUAGUAAUAAAUACCCUAACGGAUGUGGCUAGUGGGACCAACAUCUGCUUCUUAAAAGGAGGAUAUGAGAACUUCCAUUCGCAAUACCCAGAACUUUGCACUGAGGUGAAAUGCAUCGAGCAGAGCGGAACUGAAAGCGAGAAAAAAGCCAAUUAUGAGAAGCUUGGUCACCAUAAACCAGAUUAUGAUCAGGGUAAACCCGUGGAGAUCCUGCCUUUCCUCUACCUCGGUAGUGCCUACCACGCCUCCAGGCAGGACUAUCUCACUGACCUUCACAUCACUGCCUUGCUCAACGUGUCACGCAGGGACAUGCAGCCGGCCAAGGGCCACUAUAACUACAAGUGGAUCCCAGUGGAAGACAGCCACAUGGCGGACAUCAGCUCCCACUUUCAAGAGGCAAUAGAAUUUAUCGAUCAUGUAAAGAAAUCCGGGGGAAAGGUCCUCGUCCACUGUGAAGCGGGCAUCUCUCGUUCCCCCACCAUCUGCAUGGCCUAUAUCAUGAGAACCCAGCAGCUGAGACUGGAUGCAGCAUUCGAUAUCAUCAAGCAGCGGCGAGCCGUUAUCUCACCCAAUUUUAGUUUUAUGGGUCAGCUGCUGCAGUUCGAGUCGGAAGUCCUGUCGACAGCACCCGCUCAUGCCGCCACACCUGAACCCGCCACUCCUUGUGUCCCGGAGUCGGCAUCCUUUUUUGCCAAUGACAUCACCACCUCCUUCAACACCAAAAACUUUGAGCCAUCUGUAUUCACCCUCCCUACCUCUUGCCUGAAGUCUCCAGUUCAUCAUCAGUUCAAGCUGAGCCCAAUAACUGCACUGCCUUAA
Molecule: messenger RNA, 1125 nt
Organism: Nerophis lumbriciformis (worm pipefish)
Lineage: Eukaryota; Metazoa; Chordata; Actinopteri; Syngnathiformes; Syngnathidae
Source: RefSeq, a predicted model, not a curated record